CUCGAUAUGAUAUAUGAGCGGCAAGAAGAGUUCGUGAAUUCGCUAUUUACAUUGGCGAUGCUCAAUGAGACGCGUCGUGAGGUGUGGUCACAGCUGACCAGGCAACAUAUGCAUAAUAUGAGUGACCAUCUGUUUACAGCAUUCGAGAAAUUCUUCCUCACCGCAGCUGAGGUCCGCGCUAAUGAUACGAUCGAGAUCUGGUCUUUCUCCACCGCCAUCUUCUUUGCCGUUACUGUUGUCACCACCAUUGGAUAUGGUAAUCCGGUGCCAGUGACUCAACUGGGCCGAAUGAUGUGCAUUAUUUUUUCGUUAUUCGGUAUUCCGUUAACACUGGUAACCAUAGCGGAUAUCGGUAAAUUUUUGAGUGAGCACUUAGUGUGGAUGUAUGGCAACUACCUCAGAUUGAAGCAUUUCCUGUGGGAACGACGUCACAGGCACAAUGCUCGCAAGGAACGGAGUAGGACAGGACUUACUCCUAAAAUUCUUGGCACACUUCAUUACUUGCUGGAAUUGUUUUUCAGGAUACCGGCAAUGUUAGUUCUAAUGAUACUUGUUGCGUAUACGGCACUUGGCGGUGUUCUCAUGUCCCAUUUGGAGCCCUGGAGCUUUUUCACUUCAUUUUAUUGGUCAUUUAUCACUAUGACCACGGUUGGUUUUGGUGAUUUGAUGCCUCGAAGGGAUGGCUAUAUGUACCUCAUUUUACUUUAUAUUAUUUUAGGCUUGGCAAUUACAACAAUGUGCAUUGACUUGGUUGGCGUUCAGUAUAUUCGUAAGAUCCACUAUUUCGGUAGGAAGAUACAGGAUGCCCGUUCCGCUCUAGCUGUUGUCGGCGGAAAGGUAGUUAUUUCGCUUUUAUGGCACAUACUGGAAAGUCAAAACCACCAUCAGUUUGCUUCUGAGUAACU
This is a messenger RNA of Gongylonema pulchrum, 905 nucleotides long. NCBI's taxonomy places the organism in Eukaryota, Metazoa, Nematoda, Chromadorea, Rhabditida, Gongylonematidae. The record is from the annotation of a GenBank genome assembly.